UCCAACUUUAGGUACAAAGGUUCAUUUUUGUUUUUUUCUCCAAUGUAGCUUCUUUUCAGAACUCUGUUAUUCAUGAAAUUGUAACAAACUUUUGUGUUUCUGAGUUAUCUACUUGCACUGUGAGUGAGUGAGCCACCGUCGAGAGACACAACAACAGUGAGUGAGUGAGUGACUGACAACUAAAGUAAACAAGAAGUACUCGAUGGAGUUUGAUGGGUUCGAUCAGACUCAAGCCAUUGCAUUAGAUGACUACAGCGAUGACACGGACGAUCUUGGAGAUCCAGAGAAUAAACAACCUGUGGGUCAACUCAAGGUUUUCAGUCAGAAAAGCUUCCAAGAAACUCUCUUUCCUGUGUUUGAGGGCGAUAAUUUCAUCGGCCGGCAUGAGAGCAACCAGAUCUGUAUCCCCCUUAAGGCUUUGUCCAAGAGGCAUGCAUGUAUAGAGAUCCAAGGAGACUCCCAUCUUAUCUAUGAUAUGGAGAGCAGGAACAAGACCAGAAGAGGAAAGUUGUUUCUAAAGCCUUCUGUACGGUACGAGCUCCAUCACGAUGACUCCCUUAUCUUUGGUGAUGUUACUUGUCAGUUCAUCCAAGUUGAAAAGAAGUAUGAAGCGGAGAGUGAUGAUGGAUCCGACACUGAUUCUGAGUUGAUGUUCCAAGAUUUGCCCAAAGUGGGAGAAAAGACAAGCAAGGGGAAGGAUGCAGACUUUGGUUCAAGUUCCAGCUAUGACAUCCUCCAACCUACUCAGGCUUAUGGUACUUCAGAGACAGAGAGGAAGAUUGAGAAUGAUCAUCUUAACAAGGAGAAGAAGACCAUCCUCCUUGAGACCCCUCAGAGAGACCCAGCGACUCUUAUCUUUGCCGAGGCAUCAGAUGAGAAUAUUCCCACUGAACCAGAUAAAUCAGGGGCUGAUAACUCUAUGUGUCAUCGCAGUAUAGAAGAGACGCCCGGAACCAAGCCACUAGCCGAGAGCACCGUGAUAAAUGACACCUUUGAUGAAGAUGAAAGGAACGAGCAGUCUGACUUGGAUAUUAGCACCCUAGCCCUAGCUCCAACGCAAGCCUAUGGACAUUUUGCUGAACUAGAGACCCAAGCUUAUCCCACAGUGACUGAUUCCGACGCAGAAGAGGAGGAGGUGAGACAGAGUCUGUUUGAUGCUCCUACUCAAGCAUUUACUGUACCAGACUCGGAGGAAGAAGACACCCCAAGAAGAAGGAAGAGAAUAAGUUUAGAACCGACACUUCUACUGAACCUUUCUUCUGACGAUGAUAAAAACAAACCAUAUCAAAGAAGUCUCUCCUCUGAUCACCAUGGUAUAGAGGAAGAAGCUACAAUGGCAUACGACGAGACUACCAGCGAAAGCGACGAGCACCCUCAGGGUCCCAACAAUGAGGAAGCUGAAACACUAGCGUUUGCGGACUUAGCAACCCAGGCUUUUUGUCCGGAGGAUUCCGAUGAAGCAGUCGAUGUUCCUGGUUCGAAAUCGGUGCCAGUAUUAGAGCCGACUCUAAAAUAUGACAUGCAGUCUGCAAGUCUUGAAGACUGUAAACCGAAGCAGGCCGAAGCAGAAACUGUUCCUGACAUUCCAAAGACGGAGAGCGAUACGGACGAUGAUAAGAGAGAGCAGGGGGUGGAGCCGACACUGAAGUAUGACAUGGGUAUAGAAGGGAGCAAGGAGGAGGAAAGAGGGGACCUUGCCACAGAACCAACCCUUGCCUAUACAACAGAAGAAGAUGAUGAUGAGGUCAUGGAUGUAUCAACUUUGGCAGGCGCUGAAACCCAGGCAUACGUCACUACUGAUUCCGACUCUGAUCAUGAUUGCCCAGAGAUGAAGAACUCCAGGAAACCAGUUCAUGAUCAAGCCAAUACUAAGCCACCAGUCGCUAACAUUGCUGAAGAACCGACACUUGCUUAUGAGGGGAUGGAUGAAGCACCAAAGAUGAGUUACUCAGAAGAAGCCACGCUAGCUUACAGUAACGAUGACGAUGAGCCGAUGGAUACAGACAUGUCAUUGGCUGAUGGUGAAGCUAGGGGGACUGUCGGAUUUGCAGAGAUGGAAACUCAACAAGCAGAUGGCGUAGAAUCAGAAGCAGCUGCCACAGCUGACCCAAAUGCCCCCACCCUCCAGUACAGCGCAGAAGAUGAAGAUGAUGAUGCAACUAUGGCCACUCAAGCAUACGGGGCGGACACCAGUGAUGGUGAUAAAGCCACUGUAGAGAAACCAUCAACGUCUCUCGCAAAGCAGCAUUCGGCAGUUAAGGAGGGUGAAACUGAAAGAGGGGGAGAGGGAUUAAAUAAGGAAGAGGUGGAACUAGGAGAGAUUGAUGCACAUGAAGAUGAUGAUACAACCAUGGCAACACAAGCAUACGGGGCGGAUACCAGUGAUGAUGAUGAUGAUGAAGCCAACCCUGAGACCGAAGGAGAGAAACCCUCAUCGUCUCUCGCAAAGGAGCAGUCGGGAGUUGUGGAGAAUGGGAUUGCAGGAAGGCAGGAGGGAUUGAAUAAGGAAGAAAUCAAACCAGGAGAGAAUGAUGCUGAUGAUGACUUCACUUUAGCUACUCAGGUGUAUGGAGCUAUUGAGGAGAGUGAAACGCAAGUUCCAGACAGUCAAGAAGGAAUAGAAGAAGAGGAGGGACCUUUAGUUGGUUUAACACAUCGUGUCUCCUCAAUGCUCCGCAAAGUGCCUGAACGCUCUGCCAUGGCAAGCCCUGAAAAGAAGCAGACGCAACGAGUUCGUAGAGUGGCCUUCAUGGAACAGACUCAAUCAGAUGAAGAAGAUUCUCCACAAGAAGAGACCAAAGCCACCAGGAAAUCUGCCCGAGGGAGGAAGCCUAAAGUCAAAGAACCCCAGAGGACAAGAUUCACAGAGACAGAUGCCAAACCAACGAGGAGAAAAUCUAAGGAUCUUACUCUUCCAUCUGAGGCAUCUCGAAAGAGAAAGGAAAGCCGAGAUGUGGUUGAGGGAGAGAAGAAAUCAGUUGAUGGGGAUUCUGAAGAAAGCGCUGUAGAAGUAAAGGAGGACCAGGGCCCGGUCUGGAAGUCAACAAGUGGGCUUGAGAUGAAGGAAGUCAACAACAACAUCCUUGAUAAGCCAGCUGCUAGGAGGACCUCUAGGAGACAGGCAAGCUACAAGAAGGCUGUCCAUGAUGAGGAUUCUGAUGACACUGAGUCAAUGUCGUCCACAUCAAGCUUACAAGUUGCUGUUGGGGAGCCUUCGGGGAGGUCUUUGGAAGCUUUGGGCAUUACUGAGGUGACAGUUUGCGAUGGGAAGUUAAGUGAGGAGGUGGUGAAACCUAGACGUGGAAGGAGGAGCAAAGCAUCGAAAGAAGCAGCAUCCAAAGAAGCAGCUUCCAAAGAAGCAGCUUCCAAAGCAUCCAACGUACCCAAGAGGAAGUAUUCAAGCUCAGUUAUUACUGAUCCAGAAACAGAUACUCCAGCUGUGAACAGGCAGGCAAAAGUUCCAAAACUUAAGAUUUCUCUCGGUCGACAGGAAAGUGAAUCUGACAAGAUACCAAAAAGCAAACAAUCAGUCGAUGAAGACAGCAAUAGUAGCAGUAAAGGAACAAGAUCAACACGAGGUAGGAAAGCAGCAGAUGUAAGUCAAGAGUCAAACGAAGUAAAAGAAACUCCUGUUUCUGCUCGGAGGGGUAGGAAACCUAAGGCCGCUGCUAAAACACUUCAGGAAUCCACUAAAACGCCCAAGGGAAAGGGACAAAAACAGUCGUCUAUCACUGACUAUGUUGUUGCUGAAGAUACAUCAAGGUUAACAAAUACACUCAGCUCGGAUCCAAGUAUAGAAAAAGUUCAGAAAAAACAGACAAAGGAAACCAAAGAGCGAUGUUCACUUCCUGCAACAAAUUCAGAACCAUCUUGCUCAAGACGAGCAAGAACCUCCUCUGCGGAAACUGUCACUAAACCCUCUACAAAGCCCUCUGCUGAGCAAGAAACAUUCCUUGCUCCGGAGCCAGUGAAAAAAGGCGGCCGUAAGCGACGAGGAACGAAGGAUGAAGAUCAAGGGUCAGAUGCGUCGCAGUCUGAUGCGUCACCUUUAGGGACUAAUAAGAAAGAGGAUGGGACACAAGGGAAAGGCGGGAAAAGGGGAAGGAAAGCUGCUGUGCUGGAAACUCCAAAGAAAGAAGAACAGUCUUUAACCACGCCUAACAAUAGGCGUGGCAAGAGAGCAUCCACACCUACUUUGUCCACUUCGACUGGCAAAAAGGUCAGCGCCUCUGAAACACCUGAGGGGGAGGUUGCGAGUCCAUCGCUACGGAGACGACCUAGUGACCUCAAGCCAAAGGUCAUGUUCACUGGGGUGAUUGACAAGUCGUGGCAGAAGAUUGUUUCAAGCCUUGGUGGUGAGCUCGUGGAAUCAGUCUUUGAUUGUACACACCUCGUCACAGAUAAGGUUCGACGUACAGUGAAGUUUCUUUGCUGCUUAUCGAGGGGUGCUUUAAUCGUUGUUCCAGAUUGGCUGGAUAAGUGUAAAGUCAGUAAAACAUUUGUUGACCCAGCGCCAUACUUAGUCAAAGACAAGGCAGCAGAGAAACAGCACGGUUUUACGCAUGUUACAUCUCAACAGAGGGCGCUGCAGGGCGGUGUGAUGACCAAGUAUCGUGUGUUUGUGACGGGAAGUGUCAAGCCUGAGCCACAGCAAAUGAAGGAAAUCAUUCUGUGUGCUGGUGGGAAAUUCCUGAGCAGCUUGCCAGUGAAGCCAGAUCCCUACACCAUCAUCAUAUCAUGCGAGGAGGAUAAAGCCAAGUGUCAAUCAGCCAUCAAGGCGGGGCUACAGAUCGUCAGUGCUGAGUUUAUUCUAACGGGGAUGCUGAGGCAGGAGAUCCAGCCUGAAUUAUACCAGCUCUUUACUUCAACACCAUCAACCAGUGAGCGGGGCACCAAGCGUAAAGUCAGCGAGACUCCCUCCAGCAGUAAAAGGAAACGAUGAUUUGGGCUCUUUACAGGGAUGCCAUUUUAUCUAACUGGGAUUUUUUAAAGUGAUAGUCAAGCAGGCCUGGAAUUCUGUUGCCCUGGUCUUGGCCUUCGCCCCUUCAAAAGUUUUUCAUAGACUUUAAGAAUUUCCAAUGGAAGUGUCCUUAGCAACAUGAAAAUAGCCUUUGGGUUGAAGAAUACAAUUACAAAUUGAAUUCAUCUGUUUGGGUAGUCUACACUAUGCAAUACUUUUUAAAAAUUGGUUUAACUAAUUGUCCUGAAACAAGAAAUUCUAGUAUCCUGACAAUGACUAGAGCAAGCUAGUC
Molecule: messenger RNA, 5252 nt
Organism: Asterias rubens (European starfish)
Lineage: Eukaryota; Metazoa; Echinodermata; Asteroidea; Forcipulatida; Asteriidae
Product: mediator of DNA damage checkpoint protein 1-like
Exons: 22
Coding region: 203-4942 (1579 amino acids)
Cellular component (GO): nucleus
Molecular function (GO): protein binding
Source: RefSeq, a predicted model, not a curated record